CCGUGUCAUCAUGGGGAACCGGGGAAUGGAGGACCUGAUUCCUCUGGUGAACCGCAUGCAGGACGCCUUCUCCGCCAUCGGGCAGAACGCGAACCUGGACCUGCCGCAGAUCGCCGUGGUGGGCGGCCAGAGCGCGGGGAAGAGCUCCGUGCUGGAGAACUUCGUGGGCAAGGAUUUCCUUCCCCGCGGCUCUGGCAUCGUGACCCGCCGCCCUUUGGUUCUGCAGCUGAUGAACUGUCCCACAGAGUACGCCGAGUUCCUGCACUGUAAGGGCAAGAAGUUCACCGACUUUGACGAGGUGCGGCAGGAGAUCGAGGCGGAGACGGACCGCGUCACCGGAGCCAAUAAAGGCAUCUCGCCGGUUCCCAUCAACCUGAGGGUGUACUCCCCCCACGUGCUGAACCUGACCCUGGUGGACCUGCCGGGGAUGACCAAGGUGCCGGUGGGCGACCAGCCGGCCGACAUCGAGUUCCAGAUCCGGGAGAUGCUCAUGCAGUUCGUGACCAAGGACAACUGCCUGAUGCUGGCUGUGUCGCCCGCCAACUCCGAUCUGGCCAACUCCGACGCGCUGAAGAUUGCCAAAGAGGUCGACCCGCAGGGGAUGAGGACCAUCGGUGUGAUCACCAAGCUGGACCUGAUGGACGAAGGCACCGACGCCAAAGACAUCCUGGAGAACAAGCUGCUGCCUCUCCGGAGAGGUUACAUCGGCGUGGUGAACCGGAGCCAGAAGGACAUCGAUGGGAAGAAGGACAUCAACGCCGCCAUGGCGGCGGAGAGGAAGUUCUUCCUCUCCCACCCGGCGUACCGACACCUGGCCGACCGCAUGGGCACGCCCUACCUCCAGAAAACACUCAACCAGCAACUGACCAACCACAUCCGCGACACGCUGCCGGGCCUGCGGGCCAAGCUGCAGAGCCAGCUGCUGUCCAUCGAGAAGGAGGUGGAGGAGUACAAGAACUUCAGGCCCGACGACCCGUCCCGCAAAACCAAGGCUCUGCUCCAGAUGGUGCAGCAGUUCUCCGUGGAUUUCGAUAAGUGCAUCGAGGGCUCCGGGGAUCAGAUCGACACCGCCGAGCUGUCGGGCGGAGCUCGGAUCAAUCGCAUCUUCCACGAACGCUUCCCCUUCGAGCUGGUCAAGAUGGAGUUCGAUGAGAAAGAACUGCGCAAGGAAAUCAGCUACGCCAUCAAGAACAUCCACGGCAUCAGGACGGGGCUUUUCACCCCGGACCUGGCCUUUGAGGCCAUAGUGAAAAAGCUGAUCCAAAAGCUGAAGGGGCCCAGUCUGAAGUGUAUAGACAUGGUAGUGAGUGAGCUCACCUUCACCAUACAGAAGUGUAGUCAAAAGCUGGCUCAGUAUCCCAUGCUGAGAGAGGAGAUGGAGAGAAUCGUCACUCAGCACAUUAGAGACAGAGAAAAUCGCACCAAGGACCAGGUGCUGCUGUUGAUAGACAUCGAACUGUCCUACAUGAACACCAACCACGAGGAUUUCAUCGGAUUUGCAAACGCUCAGCAGAGGAUCAACCAGAUGAACAAGAAGAAGGCGGCUGGUAACCAGGAUGAAAUCAUGCCGGAGAGAGGAGUUAACGAUCGGUUCAAGGUGAUCAGGAAGGGCUGGCUGACCAUCAACAACAUCGGCAUCAUGAAGGGAGGAGCCAAGGAGUACUGGUUCGUCCUCACGGCCGAGUCUCUGUCCUGGUACAAGGACGACGAGGAGAAGGAGAAGAAGUACAUGCUGCAGGUGGACAACCUGAAGCUGCGUGAUGUGGAGAAGGGCUUCAUGUCCAGCAAGCACAUCUUCGCCCUGUUCAACACCGAGCAGAGGAACGUGUAUAAGGACUACCGUCAGCUGGAGCUGGCCUGCGAGAGCCAGGAGGACGUGGACGCGUGGAAGGCGUCCUUCCUCAGAGCCGGAGUCUAUCCGGAACGAGUCACGGAGAAGGAAGGAAAGAGCGACGGCGGGGACGAAAACGGCUCCGACAGCUUCAUGCACAGCAUGGACCCUCAGCUGGAGCGGCAGGUGGAGACCAUCCGGAACCUGGUGGACUCCUACAUGGCCAUCGUCAAUAAGACGGUCCGAGACCUGAUGCCCAAGACCAUCAUGCACCUCAUGAUCAACAACACGAAGGAGUUCAUCAACGCCGAGCUGCUGGCCCAGCUGUACUCGUGCGGGGACCAGAACACCCUGAUGGAGGAGUCCCAGGAGCAGGCGCAGCACCGCGACGAGAUGCUGCGCAUGUACCACGCCCUGCGCGAGGCCCUCAGCAUCAUCGGAGACAUCAGCACCACCACCGUGACCACCGCCAUGCCGCCGCCCGUGGACGACUCCUGGCUGCAGGUGCAGCGAGGCGGCUCCGGAGGGAGGUCUCCGGCCACCAGCCCCACUCCGAACCGCAGGGCUCCACCGGGACCCCCGGCUCGCCCGGGCUCACGCGGACCCCCGCCGGGCCCCCCCGCGGCCGGGGGCCCCCCGGUCCCGUCCCGGCCCGGAGCCUCUCCCGACCCCUACAGCGGGCCGCCCCCCACCGUGCCCUCCAGGCCCAACCGUGCGCCCCCGAGCGUGCCCAGCCGGAGACCCCCACCUUCUCCGACCCACUAGACCUCCAGCCCUCCCUCCCUCCUCCUCCUGUGGACGCCGGGCCGCCAGGCGGACAGCAGCGCCACCUUCCUGUCGCUCCCUGACCGGUUUCCCCUCGCCUCGUCUCUCCUCUGCAUGGACUUGUAGAGCCUGCGCUCCCCUAAACAAGCCA
Molecule: messenger RNA, 2747 nt
Organism: Salarias fasciatus (jewelled blenny)
Lineage: Eukaryota; Metazoa; Chordata; Actinopteri; Blenniiformes; Blenniidae
Gene: dnm1a
Product: dynamin 1a
Exons: 23
Coding region: 11-2596 (861 amino acids)
Biological process (GO): synaptic vesicle budding from presynaptic endocytic zone membrane; receptor internalization
Cellular component (GO): synapse; microtubule; plasma membrane
Molecular function (GO): GTP binding; GTPase activity; microtubule binding
Source: RefSeq, a predicted model, not a curated record